AUGGAGGCAAUCGAAAACGAAAACGUUCCAAAUGACUAUGCUGAAGUCCGAAAUCUUCUACGGCAGUACUAUAGCAGAGCUGCAAGGAAAUAUGGAACUUCAUUUGAUUAUAACUCGCAGAAAAUUAAUGAAGCUUUAAAAAACACGCCAUUCGACGAUGGGACUGAGGUCAGUGUUAAUCGUAAUGAAGGUAUCGUGGGCGACCUCUUUGAAAACGAUAUUCUCUUGACAUUGCCUCAAGCAAAAGUAAUUCUUCAAGAAAUAAAAUCGAAACAAAAGAGACAAGCGAUUCGAGCUAAAGAAUACUUUUGGCCAACAACAACCAUUUUUUACACAUUUGGCAUUUCUGAUGCCCGAUGGCAAAAUAUUAUUAAGCUCGGUCUAAAACAUAUUGAAUCAAAAACCUGCAUGAGGUUUAAGGAAGGAAUAGCAAGAGAAGGAAUUUUUUUUACAAGAGGUCACGGUUGUUGGUCAGCAGUUGGGCGAAUAGGAGGGCAACAAGUUAUUUCAAUCGGUUAUGGCUGUGAUUCGAUAGGUAUUAUCAUUCAUGAAGUGUUGCAUGCGCUUGGAUUAUGGCAUGAGCAAUCUCGAACUGAUCGUGAUAAUUUUGUUCAAAUUAUUUUCCGAAAUAUUUACCAGGGUACUCAAGGAAACUUUGAAAAAAGAAGUGUAUAUAAUACCGAUAACAUGAACCAGCCCUAUGACCUUGGAUCAAUUAUGCAUUAUGGUCCUAAAGCAUUUACUUUUGAUUACAGCAGGUAA
Messenger RNA from Dracunculus medinensis (Guinea worm), 762 nucleotides. Lineage: Eukaryota; Metazoa; Nematoda; Chromadorea; Rhabditida; Dracunculidae. The record is from the annotation of a GenBank genome assembly.